UUGCGGAGGAGUCGGUUAUGACGUCAGUAAAUUUAUUUGUUGCAACGGAAAUGUUCAAUACAGAUAUAAUGGAGACAGCACUAAAUGUUGCCGAGGACAAUCGUAUGACUCUAAGCAUUCGAUAUGUUGCAAGGGUGACAUUAUGCCUGCAAUAGCCGGACAAUCUACAAAAUGUUGUGGCAGAAAGGUUUUUGAUCCAUCAAAAAGUAUUUGCUGUGAUAACAAAAUAAGGCAAAAAUCAAGCAUCACAACGAAAUGUUGUGGUAGUUCAACAUUUGAAAGCAACUGCUUUAAAUGUAAUUCUAAGGAUAUAAUCGUUCCACGUUUCAACGAAGAAAUAUCAGUUUGUUGUAACGGCAACAUAAUGGUCCGCAAAUACGGAGAUAAUUCCUGUUGUUGUGGGAACAAACAAAUAGAUCUUUCAAAGAAAGCCUGUUGUGAUGGGCGUCCGAGAAAAGUCCCACAGUCUUCACCUUGUGCAUGCUGCGGUGAACGCUUGUUCAAUGUUAAAAGCCAAAUAUGUUGUAAGACAAAAAGAAAGCGCCUUAUCUACGGAUAUGAUUCUCAGUGUUGUGGUGAUGAAGUUUUUAACAUGAAUACACACAUUUGUUGCGAAGGAGUUUUACAUGAAAAAAUAUCUGGGGGAGAUACUUCAUGUUGUGGACAAAAAUCAUACAACGCUAAAAUAGAAAAGUGUUGUGACGGAAACGUGCAAAUUAUUCCAGGUGAUGUGGACAUAAGUAAAAUCUUAUGUUGUGGAAAAUUAGUGUUUGAUUCAACAGAAAACAUGUGUUGUGAAAAUACCAUACUCUCUAGAAACAUGAACAAUCCAUCGUGUUGCGGACAGGUGCAGUAUUCUUCUGAAACAGGCUGUUGUUCAGGAUUACCUUAUGAUCCAUCUCUUUAUAUAUGCUGCAGUGGAAAAAUACUCUUGAAGACAACACCAUCAGCUGAUUCUUGUUGUGGAAUUGCUGAAACAUAUGAUAGUAGGAAUGAAAUAUGUUGUAAUGGUGUUGUACAAUUUAAAGUUUCAGGAGAGACAACUAAGUGUUGUAGCACGAACAGUUACAAUCCAUCAAUGUAUAUUUGUUGUUCCGGAAAAACUAAAUAUCGAAAACAUGGAGAACUUACAGCAUGUUGUGACACUAAGGCUUUCAAUCCUGUGCUAGAAAACUGUUGUAACGGUUUUGUUAUUAAAAUUGAUUCGCAAAGACGCAAAGAGAAAAAAUCCAAAUCUGAAUCUUAUAAUGAUUAUAUGAAGGAGACAGACAGAGUAAAACUCAUCAAGAAAAUUACCAAACAGAUAAAUGUUUUUAAGUUAAAACUUAAAACCGUUACCAAAGUAGAAGAAAAGAAAAAACUCCAGAAAAUUGUAUUUAAUCUUAAUCGACGUCUGAGUAAACAGAAAUCGUUUAUCAAAAAGAAAAAUAAAGGAACAAAGAAGACGACAUCUACUACACAAACAAAAUAUAUCAGAAAGAAUAAAAUUAAAAAGAUGAAAGCAAUUAUUAAAGCUUAUAACAUAAGAUAUUCUAAAACUGCAGAUAAGAAUAUUUUACAUAAAAUAGAAAUGAAAAAGAAAAAGCUUGUUUCAAGGUUAAUGGAAUUGGAAAGAGAAAAUGACAAAGACUCGGAGAAAAAAAUUAAAACAUUUGUUAAACUCACUGAACAAAAACGCUUGGAAAUACUCAAAAGUAAGCAAAAACAAAUAAAACAGAAACUUUUAAAAUCAAAUGACCCGAUUGAAUCGCAAACUUUGAAGGCAAAAAUAAAGGAAGUGGAAAAAAAUAUUGCAAAACUUUCAAUUACUGAAACCAAUCGAAAAGACAAAAAUACGGGCGUAACAGACAAGUCAAAGAGAAAAAUAUUAUUGAAAAACAUUCAUCAGAGUGCUAAACGAAAAAUAAUUACUUUAAAAAACAAGAAGAAAACGUCAAAUGACAAGGAUGACAUCAAAAGUACACUUAUCAAAGAAGAUAGGUUGAGACGCCUUGUUCAAGAGUUUAAAAUAAAAAUAAAACUUUUAUCUCAUACUAAAGAUGAAAGGGUAAAGACAAAACUAAAAGCUGAAGUUUAUAUUCUUGAAUCUAAUAUACGCAAAUUAAAAGGAGAAUUAGGACUGGUGUAUAAUGACAAUAAAGUGAAACUUAGGAAGCUACUUAAAAAGUACAAAGAAAUAAAGACAAUGAUUCCUGAAGCAAGAAAUGAGAAAGAAAGAGAUUCUUUACAGGACGAAGCAGACAGCAAGACCGAUGAAAAGAAAUUACGUGAUAAAAAAGAAAUCAUUCAGAAUAGAAUCGAUCGUUUGACAGGUGACGAGGAUAAAUUGGAACGUCUGAUGAAGAGACUGAAAGAAAUAAAGCAACAAAUUCCUAUAGCAAGGAAUCUUCAAGAAAGAAAAUCAUUACAAGACGAAGCAGAAAGGAUCAAUGCCAAGAUCAACAAGAUUCGAGAAUGGGAAAAUGAAGGUGACUUGGAUGAAGACGAAAAAGGAAAGACUAGAAAAGAGCGCCUACAAAUUCUUCAACGGAAACUUCAAGUUAUUGAAAAGAAGUUUUCCAAACCACAAAGUAAAUCUGAUGAAACAAAACUGCUUGAGAAAAAGGAGAUAAUUCUUAAUAGAAUAAACCGAUUGACAAGGAGCAACGAUAGACAUGAACCUGAUGAAAGAGAAAAUCAUGGUGAUGAUAAAUUGGAACGUUUAAUUGAAAAUUUAAAAGAAAUAAAACAACAAAUACCAACUGCAAAAAAUGAGCAGGAAAGAAAAUCAUUACAAGACGAAGCAGACAGGAUCAAAGCCAAGAUCAACAAGAUUCGAGAACGGGAAAAUGAAGGUGACGAAGAUGAAGACGAAAAAGGAAAGACUAGAAAAGAGCGUCUACAAAUUCUUCGUAGGAAACUUGCAGUAAUUGAAAAGAAGCUUUCCAAACCACAAAGUAAAUCUAAUGAAAGAAAAUUGCUUGAAGAAAGGGAGAUAAUUCUGAUUAGAAUAAACCGAUUGAUGGGGAGCAACGAUAGACAUGAAUCUGAUGAAAGAGAAAAUCAUGGUGACGAUAAAUUGGAACGUUUAAUUGAAAAUUUAAAAGAAAUAAAACAACAAAUACCAACUGCAAAAAAUGAGCAGGAAAGAAAAUCAUUACAAGACGAAGCAGACAGGAUCAAAGCCAAGAUCAACAAGAUUCGAGAACGGGAAAAUGAAGGUGACGAAGAUGAAGACGAAAAAGGAAAGACUAGGAAAGAGCGCCUACAAAUUCUUCGUAGGAAACUUGAAGUAAUUGAAAAGAAGCUUUCCAAACCACAAAGUAAAUCUGAUGAAAGAAAACUGCUUGAGAAAAAGGAGAUAAUUCUUAAUAGAAUAAACCGAUUGACAAGGAGCAACGAUAGACAUGAACCUGAUGAAAGAGAAAAUCAUGGUGAUGAUAAAUUGGAACGUUUAAUUGAAAAUUUAAAAGAAAUAAAACAACAAAUACCAACUGCAAAAAAUGAGCAGGAAAGAAAAUCAUUACAAGACGAAGCAGACAGGAUCAAAGCCAAGAUCAACAAGAUUCGAGAACGGGAAAAUGAAGGUGACGAAGAUAAAGACGAAAAAGGAAAGACUAAAAAAGAGCGUCUACAAAUUCUUCGUAGGAAACUUGCAGUAAUUGAAAAGAAGCUUUCCAAACCACAAAGUAAAUCUGAUGAAAGAAAACUGCUUGAGAAAAGGGAGAUAAUUCUUAAUAGAAUAAACCGAUUGAUGGGGAGCAACGAUAGACAUGAACCUGAUGAAAAAGAAAAUUCUGGUGACGAUAAAUUGGAACGUUUAAUUAAAAAUUUAAAAGAAAUAAAACAACAAAUACCAACCGCAAAAAAUGAGCAGGAAAGAAAAUCAUUACAAGACGAAGCAGACAGGAUCAAAGCCAAGAUCAACAAUAUUCGAGGACGGGAAAAUGAAGGUGACGAAGAUGAAGACGAUAAAGGAAAGACUAGGAAAGAGCGCCUACAAAUUCUUCGUAGGAAACUUGAAGUAAUUGAAAAGAAGCUUUCCAAACCACAAAGUAAAUCUGAUGAAAGAAAACUGCUUGAGAGAAAGGAGAUAAUUCUUAAUAGAAUAAAGCGAUUGACAAGGAGCGACGAUAGACAUGAACCUGAUGAAAGAGAAAGUCAUGGUGAUGAUAAAUUGGAACGUUUAAUUGAAAAUUUAAGAGAAAUAAAACAACAAAUACCAACUGCAAAAAAUGAUCAGGAAAGAAAAUCAUUACAAGACGAAGCAGACAGGAUCAAAGCUAAGAUCAUCAAGAUUCGAGAACGGGAAAAUGAAGGUGACGAAGAUGAAGACGAAAAAGGAAAGACUAAAAAAGAGCGUCUACAAAUUCUUCGUAGGAAACUUGAAGUAAUUGAAAAGAAGCUUUCCAAGCCACAAAGUAAAUCUGAUGAAGGAAAACUGCUUGAGAAAAGGGAGAUAAUUCUGAUUAGAAUAAACCGAUUGAUGGGGAGCAACGAUAGACAUGAAUCUGAUGAAAGAGAAAAUCAUGGUGACGAUAAAUUGGAACGUUUAAUUGAAAUUUUAAAAGAAAUAAAACAACAAAUACCAACUGCAAAAAAUGAUCAGGAAAGAAAAUCAUUACAAGACGAAGCAGACAGGAUCAAAGCUAAGAUCAUCAAGAUUCGAGAACGGGAAAAUGAAGGUGACGAAGAUGAAGACGAAAAAGGAAAGACUAAAAAAGAGCGUCUACAAAUUCUUCGUAGGAAACUUGAAGUAAUUGAAAAGAAGCUUUCCAAGCCACAAAGUAAAUCUGAUGAAGGAAAACUGCUUGAGAAAAGGGAGAUAAUUCUGAUUAGAAUAAACCGAUUGAUGGGGAGCAACGAUAGACAUGAAUCUGAUGAAAGAGAAAAUCAUGGUGACGAUAAAUUGGAACGUUUAAUUGAAAAUUUAAAAGAAAUAAAACAACAAAUACCAACCGCAAAAAAUGAGCAGGAAAGAAAAUCAUUACAAGACGAAGCAGACAGGAUCAAAGCCAAGAUCAACAAGAUUCGAGAACGGGAAAAUGAAGGUGACGAAGAUGAAGACGAAAAAGGAAAGACUACGAAAGAGCGCCUACAAAUUCUUCGUAGGAAACUUGAAGUAAUUGAAAAGAAGCUUUCCAAACCACAAAGUAAAUCUGAUGAAAGAAAACUGCUUGAGAAAAGGGAGACAAUUCUUAAUAGAAUAAACCGAUUGACAAGAAGCGACGAUAGACAUGAACCUGAUGAAAGAGAAAAUCAUGGUGAUGAUAAAUUGGAACGUUUAAUUGAAAAUUUAAAAGAAAUAAAACAACAAAUACCAACUGCAAAAAAUGAGCAGGAAAGAAAAUCAUUACAAGACGAAGCAGACAGGAUCAAAGCCAAGAUCAACAAGAUUCGAGGACGGGAAAAUGAAGGUGACGAAGAUGAAGACGAAAAAGGAAAGACUAGGAAAGAGCGCCUACAAAUUCUUCGUAGGAAACUUGAAGUAAUUGAACAGAAGCUCUCCAAACCACAAAGUAAAUCUGAUGAAAGAAAACUGCUUGAGAAAAGGGAGAUAAUUCUUAAUAGAAUAAACCGAUUGACAAGGAGCAACGAUAGACAUGAACCUGAUGAAAGAGAAGAUCAUGGUGAUGAUAAAAUGGAACGUCUUAUUGAAAAUCUAAAAGAAAUAAAACAACAAAUACCAACUGCAAAAAAUGAGCAGGAAAGAAAAUCAUUACAAGACGAAGCAGACAGGAUCAAAGCCAAGAUCAACAAUAUUCGAGAAUGGGAAAAUGAAGGUGACGAAGAUGAAGACGAUAAAGGAAAGACUAAAAAAGAGCGUCUACAAAUUCUUCGUAGGAAACUUGCAGUAAUUGAAAAGAAGCUUUCCAAACCACAAAGUAAAUCUAAUGAAAGAAAAUUGCUUGAAGAAAGGGAGAUAAUUCUUAAUAGAAUAAACCGAUUGAUGGGGAGCAACGAUAGACAUGAACCUGAUGAAAAAGAAAAUUCUGGUGAUGAUAAAUUGGAACGUUUAAUUGAAAAUUUAAAAGAAAUAAAACAACAAAUACCAACUGCAAAAAAUGAGCAGGAAAGAAAAUCAUUAAAAGACGAAGCAGACAGGAUCAAAGCCAAGAUCAACAAGAUUCGAGAACGGGAAAAUGAAGGUGACGAAGAUGAAGACGACAAAGGAAAGACUAGGAAAGAGCGCCUACAAAUUCUUCGUAAGAAACUUGAAGUAAUUGAAAAGAAGCUUUCCAAACCACAAAGUAAAUCUGAUGAAACAAAACUGCUUGAAAAAAGGGAGAUAAUUCUUAAUAGAAUAAAGCGAUUGACAAGGAGCAAUGAUAGACAUGAACCUGAUGAAAGAGAAAAUCAUGGUGACGAUCAAUUGGAACGUUUAAUUGAAAAUUUAAGAGAAAUAAAACAACAAAUACCAACUGCAAAAAAUGAGCGGGAAAGAAAAUCAUUACAAGACGAAGCAGACAGGAUCAAAGCCAAGAUAAACAAGAUUCGAGAACGGGAAAAUGAAGGUGACCAAGAUGAAGACGAUAAAGGAAAGACAAGAAAUGAGCGCCUACAAAUUCUUCGUAGGAAACUUGAAGUUAUUGAAAAGAAACUUUCCAAACCACACAGUACAUCUGAUGAAAGAAAACUGCUUGAGAAAAAGGAAAUAAUUCUAAAUAGAAUAAACCGAUUGACGAGAAGCAAUGAUAACGAUACAUAUCAGAUAGAUAUCCAUAAAGGAAGAUAUGGACUUGAUGAAAGAAAAGAUUAUGGUGACGAUGAAUUGGAACGUUUAAUUGAAAAUCUAAGAGAAAUAAAACAACAAAUUCCAACUGCAAAAAAUGAGCGGGAAAGAAAAUUGUUGCAAGAUAAAGCGGAUAGCCUAAAGAGCAGGAUCCAAAAGAGGCGUCAACAAUUAAAAAAUGAUGACAAUGACGUGUUAAGAGAUGGCAAAUUAGAUACAGAUAGUAAUGACAAGGAGGUUAAACUUUUAAAAAAGGAAUUAAAAGUGGUACUUGAUAAAAUUUCUGAAACAGGCGAUAAAAAGAAAAAGAAUGAAUUACAGACAUAUGCAGAAACUCUAAAAAACAGACUACGCCGAUUCCAUGGAUUACCUCGGAUUGUCAGAAAUGAUGAUAUUUAUAAAGACAACAUUGAACGUCUAAUAAACAGAUUCAAAGAAUUGAAACAUCGAAUUCCAUUGGCAAAAAAUGACCAGGAAGGUAAAUCGUUACAAGACGAAGCAGACAGGAUCAAAGUCAAGAUCAACAAGAUUCGAGAACGGGAAAAUGAAGGUGACGAAGAUGAAGACGAAAAAGGAAAGACUAUGAAAGACCGUCUACAAAUUCUUCGUAAGAAACUUGAAUUUAUUGAAAAGAAGCUUUCCGAACCACAAAGUAAAUCUGAUGAAAGAAAACUGCUUGAGAAAAAGGAAAUAAUUCUAAAUAGAAUAAACCGAUUGACGAGUAGAAACGAUAAGGAUAAAAAUCAGAGAGAUCUCAAGAAAGGAAAAUAUGGACCUAGCGAAAGAGAAGAUCUUGGCGACGAUCAAAUGGAACGUUUAAUUGAAAAUUUAAGAGAAAUAAAACAACAAAUACCAACUGCAAAAGAUGAGCGGGAAAGAAAGUCAUUACAAGACGAAGCAGACAGGAUCAAAGCCAAGAUCAACAAGAUUCGAGAACGGAAAAAUGAAGGUGGCGAGGAUAAAGACGAAAAAGGAAAGACUAGAAAAGAGCGUCUACAAAUUCUUCGUAGGAAACUUGGACUUAUUGAAAAGAAGCUAUCCGAACCACAAAGAAAAUCUGAUGAAAGAAAACUUCUUAAGAAAAAGGAGAUAAUUUUAAAUAGAAUAAACCGAUUGAUUGGAAGCAAUGAUGACUAUCAAAAUGGGAACAACAUCAACAAGAAAAAGGACAAAGGAAACGAAGAUAGAAGAAAUCAAAAUGAGAGAGAUACCAAUAAAGGAAGCUAUGAAUCUGAUAAAAGAGGUCUUGAUGACGAUAAAUUGGAACGUUUAAUUAAAAAUUUAAGAGAAAUUAAACAACAAUUAUCAAUUGCAAAAUAUGAACAGGAAAGGAAAUCGUUGCAAGAUGAAGCAGAUAACCUUAAGAGCAGGAUCCAAAAGAGGCGUAAGCAAUUAAAAAUUGACGACAAUGACGAGUCACUGCCUGGCCUUGAAAAUGAAAACGAUAUUAUAGAUGACGAAGACGAAAGCGAAAAUGGAAAAACUAUUAAAGAACGUCUAGAAAUUCUUCGUAAGAAGUUGGAAAUUAUCAAAAAUCGACUUUCAAAAGCUAAAAAUAAGUCAGAUGAAAGAGCAUUACUUGAAAAGUUAGAUAUCAUUAAAAACAGAAUUAAACGUUUGACAGGGGGAAACGAUAGUAAUGAAAAUAAGAAAAAUGAGAAAAAUAACAGAAAUGAAGAGAAAACUAACGAUGAUAGCGAUAAAUAUGGAAGAAAAAAGAAAAAUAAGGACAAUAAGUCUGAUUUAGAUGAAAAUAAUAAUGAAACAAAGCUUGAUCGUCUUAUGAAAAGUCUCCAAGAUGUUAAGCAACAAAUUUCAAAAACGAAAAAUAAAAAACAAAAGGAAGAAUUACAAGACGAAGCAAACAGAAUCAAGACCAAGAUCAAUAAAUUACGAGGACAAGAAAAAGAAGAUGAUGACGACGAAAGCGAAAAUGGAAAAACUAUUAAAGAACGUCUAGAAAUCCUUCGUAAGAAGUUGGAAAUUAUCAAAAAUCGACUUUCAAAAGCUAAAAAUAAGUCCAAUGAAAGAGCAUUACUUGAAAAGUUAGAUAUUAUUAAAAACAGAAUUAAACGUUUGACAGGGGGAAACGAUAGUAAUGAAAAUAAGAAAAAUGACAAAAAUAACAGGAAGGAAGAGAAAACUAAUGAUGAUAGUAAUAAUGCUGAAAGAAAAAAGAAAAAUAAGGACAAUGAUUUAGAUGAAAAUAAUGAUGAAACAAUGCUUGAUCGUCUUAUGAAAAGUCUCCAAGAUGUAAAGCAACAAAUAUCAAAAACGAAAAAUAAAGAACAAAAGGAAGAAUUACAAGACAAAGCAAAUAGGAUCAGGGCGAAAAUCAAUAAAAUACGAGGACAAGAAAAUGAGGAUGAUGAAGACGAAAGCGAAAAUGGAAAAACUAUUAAAGAACGUCUAGAAAUUCUUCGUAAGAAAUUGGAAAUUAUCAAAAAUAGACUUUCAAAAGCUAAAAAUAAGUCAGAUGAAAGAGCAUUACUUGAAAAGUUAGAUAUUAUUAAAAACAGAAUUAAACGUUUGACAGGGGGAAACGAUAGUAAUGAAAAUAAGAAAAAUGAGAAAAAUAACAGGAAGGAAGAGAAAACUAAUGAUGAUAGUAAUAAUGCUGAAAGAAAAAAGAAAAAUAAGCAAAAUGAUUUAGAUGAAAAUAAUAAUGAAACAAAGCUUGAUCGUCUUAUAAAAAGUCUCCAAGAUGUAAAGCAACAAAUUUCAAAAACGAAAAAUAAAAAACAAAAGGAAGCAUUACAAGACGAAGCAAACAGAAUCAAGACCAAGAUCAAUAAAUUACGAGGACAAGAAAAUGAAGAUGAUGACGACGAAAGCGAAAAUGGAAAAACUAUUAAAGAACGUCUAGAAAUCCUUCGUAAGAAGUUGGAAAUUAUCAAAAAUCGACUUUCAAAAGCUAAAAAUAAGUCAGAUGAAAGAGCAUUACUUGAAAAGUUAGAUAUUAUUAAAAACAGAAUUAAACGUUUGACAGGGGGAAACGAUAGUAAUGAAAAUAAGAAAAAUGAGAAAAAUAACAGGAAGGAAGAGAAAACUAAUGAUGAUAGUAAUAAUGCUGAAAGAAAAAAGAAAAAUAAGCAAAAUGAUUUAGAUGAAAAUAAUGAUGAAACAAAGCUUGAUCGUCUUAUGAGAAGUCUCCAAGAUGUAAAGCAACAAAUUUCAAAAACGAAAAAUAAAGAACAAAAGGAAGAAUUACAAGACGAAGCAAACAGAAUCAAGGCCAAGAUCAAUAAAAUACGAGGACAAGAAAAUGAAGAUGACGAAGACGAAGGCGAAAAUGGAAAAACUAUUAAAGAACGUCUAGAAAUCCUUCGUAAGAAAUUGGAAAUUAUCAAAAAUAGACUUUCAAAAGCUAAAAAUAAGUCAGAUGAAAGAACAUUACUUGAAAAGUUAGAUAUUAUUAAAAACAGAAUUAAACGUUUGACAGGGGGAAACGAUAGUAAUGAAAAUAAGAAAAAUGAGAAAAAUAACAGGAAGGAAGAGAAAACUAAUGAUGAUAGUAAUAAUGCUGAAAGAAAAAAGAAAAAUAAGGACAAUGAUUUAGAUGAAAAUAAUGAUGAAACAAAACUUGAUCGUCUUAUAAGAAGUCUCCAAGAUGUAAAGCAACAAAUUUCAGAAACAAAAAAUAAAAAACAAAAGGAAGCAUUGCAAGACGAAGCAAACAGAAUCAAGGCCAAGAUCAAUAAAAUACGAAGACAAGAAAAUGACAAUAUCGACGACGAAAGCGAAAAUGGAAAAACAUUUAAAGAACGUCUAGAAAUUCUUCGUAAAAAAUUAGAAAUUAUCAAAAAUAGACUUUCAAAAGCUAAAAAUAAGUCAGAUGAAAGGACAUUACUUGAAAAGUUAGAUAUUAUUAAAAACAGAAUUAAACGUUUGACAGGGGACAACGAUAGUAAUGAAAAUAAGAAAAUUGAGAAAAAUAACAGGAAGGAAGAGAAAAGUAAUGAUGAUAGUCAUAAAGAUAAAAGAAAAAAGAAAAAUAAGAACAGUAAGUCUGGUUUAGAUGAAAAUAAUGAUGAAACAAAACUUGAACAAGAAAAUGAAGAUGACGAAAACGAAAGCGAAAAGGGAAAAUCCAUUAAAGAACGUCUAGAAAUACUUCGUAAGAAGUUGGAAAUUAUCAAAAAUAGACUGUCAAAUACUACAAAUCAGUCGGAUGAAAGUACUUUACUUGAAAAGAAAAAGAUUAUUCAGAACAGAAUUAACAGGUUGACAGGAAGCAACGACAGAACUGUAAAUAAGAAUAGCAAACAUAACAAAAAUGACAAGAAAAGCAAUGACGGCAGUAAUAAAAAUCACGACGAACCUGAAAAUAGCCAACAUGAAUUUGAUUUGCCAGAUAAUAUCAAUGAGAGUAAACUUGAACGUCUUAUCAGAAAGUUACAAAAAGUAAAGCAACUAAUUUCGAAAACAAAAAGUGAACAUGAAAAGAAAUUAUUACAAGAUCAAGCAGAAAAGAUCAAGGCAAAGAUCAAUAAAAUUGGUGAACAAGAAAGUAAUUAUGAUGACAACAAAGGCAAAAAUGAAACUCUUAUGAUAGAACGCCCAGAGAUUCUUCGUAAUGAAAUAAACAAAAAGCUUUCCAAAACUAAAGAUAAGCCAGAUGAAAGAAACUUUCUUGAGAAAAAGGAUAUCAUUAAUAAAAAACUAAGGCAAGAUAAUGAAAAAGAAACUGAUGAUAGUAAUAAAAUCAGUAAAAGUAACCUAAACGAUUUAGAGAAGGUUAAUGAGAAGCAUAGCAAGAUUAAAAACAGAAUAUCAAACACAAAAGAUGAACUUAAAAUGCGAAAGAGAAAAAAAUCAAUUUUAGACAAGAAACUUUCCAGAAAAUCAGAAGGCAAUAGUAAUGGUGUUGGAGAAAUGAACAUUAAUGCCCGUUUACAGAUUUUAAAUAGAUAUUUAGAAAAACUUGAAAAAAUGAUUACCCAAACGUCUGAAAAAGAGAAAAGAAAAAGUUUGAAAGAAGAAAAGCAACUACUAAAUGAACGGAUUUCUUUCUUACGUAAAGAAUUGGAUGAAUCUGACGCGAUUUCAGACACUGAAAGUAUAAAUGAUAGGUUGACGAAGUUAAAAGACAAACUUGAUAUCGUCAGGAGAAGACUUGGAAAGGAAAAUGAUGUGAAAACUAUCAGUACUUUGGAGAGAAAAAUGGAAAUUCUGAACAGACGUAUAGAUGGACUGACCAACGAGCUAAACUAUUGAACGCUUCUAAAACAAACAUAUUCUGACAAACGCUAUGGACUACGGACGAGAAUAUAGUUUCUUCUUACUCGAACGUUCCACGCGUAUUUAUAGCGCAAUCUAAUUAGGCAUUUUUCUUUUUUCUUUACGACAACUCUACAUCAGAAAUACUGAUUUUUCGCUCUUGACUUGUUUUAUUUUCCUUAGCUUAAUAAAUACUUUAGUAGCAUCAA
Molecule: messenger RNA, 12141 nt
Organism: Ruditapes philippinarum (Manila clam)
Lineage: Eukaryota; Metazoa; Mollusca; Bivalvia; Venerida; Veneridae
Product: nuclear anchorage protein 1-like
Exons: 3
Coding region: 143-11929 (3928 amino acids)
Source: RefSeq, a predicted model, not a curated record